This is a messenger RNA of Trifolium pratense (red clover), 1102 nucleotides long. RefSeq names its product protein LTO1 homolog. The record is from RefSeq and is a predicted model, not a curated record. The transcript is spliced from 3 exons. NCBI's taxonomy places the organism in Eukaryota, Viridiplantae, Streptophyta, Magnoliopsida, Fabales, Fabaceae. The coding region runs from base 473 to 883 and encodes 136 amino acids.
CCUUAACUUUCCCUCGAGUUAAUCACUUCCCACUCAAAACAGCUUAUCUGCGAUUUUUUCUCCGCUUAUUUCCACUUCUCUUCUCUCAAGCACAAAUUGUGAAUUUUUUUGUCUUCAUCCAUCAAACUCAGUUCACCGUUGUUACUCCCCCAAUAUCUCAAACCGGGUCUCGGCCAUCCUCUCCGAGAACCACGUCUCUGUCUCAGACGGUGACGACGGUUACUCUCCUUCUUGCUGCUUAGUCACAUAUCUCAACAAGGGUGAAGGAGGAUUAGAGACCUUACUUAGUGGUGCAUAAGUGGUUAUAGAAUAGAAUCCAGGGGACUGUUGAAGUCUCUGAAAUUUGUUUUAAAGAAGAAAGCGCUAUUUUUGCAACUUUGUUAUAGCAACUUCACUUGAGGUCUUUUGACUCCGAGUAUCUCUGUGACAAGCUCCUUGGUGGCCUUACUCAGGUUGUCUAUUGGGUUUUACGAUGAUGGAUGACCCAUUUGAAUCUUCGGUGAAUUUGGAGGAGUUACAUUUGAAGGAAGGCUACGACGAAGGUUACAGUGACGGCCUCAUUUCUGGCAGGGACGAGGGGAAACAGGUUGGGCUGAAGGUCGGUUUUGAGGUCGGCGAGGAACUCGGAUUCUACAGCGGCUGCAUCCACAUCUGGACAUCUGCCAUCAAGAUCGACCCAACCUGCUUCUCUUCCCGUGUUAAAACUGUGAUUGCCCAGAUGCAGGACUUGAUCGACAAAUACCCUCUCAUGGAUCCAGAAGAUCUAAAAGUGCAAGAGAUCAUGGAUAGCCUCAGGCUCAAGUUCAAGAUGCUUUCUUCUUCACUGCAUGUCAAGCUCAACUAUAAUGGCUAUCCAGCUGAGGCCAACGACACUCAGUUUUGAACCAGACUUUGCCUUUUACUCUGUUUCCAUUUUAAAGGGGAAAAAAAAAAUUAGGGUUGUGAUAUAGGAUGGAUUAUAAAGUUGGAUAUGUAAGUUGGAAAGAGUAGAUUCUACAAGCUUUCCACUUUUAAUUUUGCCAUAUAACUACUAGGUAACUGCGACAAAGAGUUCAUUAACCAAACUUGAGCUCAAAUUAAGUUGAAAGCUUAUUCUAAAUAC